Megalobrama amblycephala (Wuchang bream) is the source of this 4856-nucleotide messenger RNA. RefSeq names its product ATPase Na+/K+ transporting subunit alpha 3b (gene atp1a3b). The record is from RefSeq and is a predicted model, not a curated record. Bases 387 to 3458 code for a protein of 1023 amino acids. Gene Ontology annotation, biological process: intracellular sodium ion homeostasis; intracellular potassium ion homeostasis; potassium ion import across plasma membrane. Gene Ontology annotation, molecular function: ATP binding; P-type sodium:potassium-exchanging transporter activity; ATP hydrolysis activity. The transcript has 22 exons. Lineage: Eukaryota; Metazoa; Chordata; Actinopteri; Cypriniformes; Xenocyprididae. Gene Ontology annotation, cellular component: membrane.
CACAUCCACCGGCGCUUCUUUCCAGGCGGAGUGGUAGGCGGAGUGGCUUCUUUCCAGCUGGCAGUACUGCGGAGGGACAUCAGAUCAUAAAACAGGCUGCAGUGCGGCUUCUUAGUUUUGCCGGCUUUUAUCGCAACUACCAAGAGCAGCGCACGAGACCGGCAUCCCCGCGAAAUGACCUCGCCGUCGAAUUUCAUUUGACCAUUUAGUUUGUUUGCAUUUAAUAUUUACAAAGUUGUGCAGGUUCGUUUAACUUAAAUGCUGCAACGAGUAACUUAUUUUAUACCUUGACGUGAAAGAAUACGCGCUUUAGGUGCCUCAGCCAAGGCUGUCACUCUCUCCAUCACUCUCAUAUUACCUGAAGAGGACGGACUGACUGCGCAAUCAUGGGGUAUGGACGAUCGGAUAGCUACCGCGUGGCCACCACGCAAGAUAAAGAUGAGAAAAGUUCUCCAAAGAAGAAAAAGGGAGUAAAAGAUCUUGAUGAGCUGAAGAAAGAAGUUCCCCUGACGGAACACAAGAUGUCAGUUGAGGAAGUAUGCCGGAAAUUCCAGACAGACAUUGUUCAGGGUUUAACUAAUGCAAAGGCCAGAGAAUAUCUGUUGCGAGACGGGCCAAAUGCUCUGACCCCUCCACCCACAACACCCGAGUGGAUUAAAUUCUGUCGUCAACUGUUCGGUGGUUUCUCCAUCUUGCUGUGGACUGGAGCCAUUCUCUGCUUCCUGGCCUAUGCUAUUCAGGCUGCCACCGAAGACGAGCCGGCUGGAGAUAAUUUGUAUCUGGGAAUCGUGCUGUCUGCUGUGGUCAUCAUUACUGGCUGCUUCUCCUACUUCCAGGAGGCAAAGAGCUCCAAGAUUAUGGAGUCCUUUAAAAACAUGGUGCCACAGCAAGCGUUAGUGAUCCGUGAAGGAGAGAAGAUGCAGAUCAACGCUGAGGAAGUGGUAGGCGGCGACCUGGUGGAGGUCAAAGGUGGAGACCGAAUCCCAGCUGACCUCAGAAUCGUCUCUUCUCAUGGCUGCAAGGUGGAUAACUCCUCCCUCACCGGCGAAUCAGAACCUCAGACGAGAUCACCUGACUGCACUCAUGACAACCCUCUGGAAACCCGCAACAUCGCUUUCUUCUCCACUAACUGUGUGGAAGGCACUGCUCGUGGUAUUGUGGUCUGCACUGGUGACCGCACCGUGAUGGGCCGCAUUGCUACGCUGACCUCAGGACUGGAGACAGGGAAAACACCCAUCGCCAAGGAGAUUGAGCACUUCAUUCACAUCAUCACAGGCGUGGCUGUCUUCCUGGGACUGUCUUUCUUCGUUCUGUCAAUCAUUUUGGGAUACUCCUGGCUGGAGGCUGUCAUUUUCCUCAUCGGAAUCAUCGUCGCUAAUGUGCCUGAGGGUCUGCUGGCUACUGUCACUGUGUGUCUCACUCUGACGGCUAAGCGUAUGGCUAAGAAGAACUGCCUGGUUAAGAAUCUUGAAGCUGUAGAGACACUAGGAUCCACCUCAACUAUCUGCUCGGACAAGACUGGAACAUUGACCCAGAAUCGAAUGACCGUCGCACACAUGUGGUUCGACAACCAGAUCCAUGAAGCCGAUACCACUGAAGAUCAGUCUGGUGCUUCUUUCGACAAGAGCUCCGUGACAUGGGUGUCUCUGGCCCGUAUUGCAGCACUGUGUAACAGGGCUCAGUUUAAGGCAGGACAAGAUACUUUGCCCAUCCUAAAGAGGGACGUGGCGGGUGAUGCUUCUGAGUCUGCCUUGCUUAAGUGUAUCGAGCUGUCCUGUGGCUCAGUCAGGAUGAUGAGAGAUAGGAACAAGAAAGUAGCCGAAAUCCCAUUCAACUCUACCAACAAAUAUCAGCUGUCCAUCCAUGAGACAGAAGACCCCAACGAUAACCGCUACCUGUUGGUGAUGAAGGGGGCACCAGAGCGCAUCCUAGAUCGUUGUUCCACCAUAAUGCUGCAGGGUAAAGAGCAGCCCAUGGAUGAGGAGUUGAAGGAGGCCUUCCAAAAUGCCUACCUGGAGCUUGGAGGACUUGGGGAGAGAGUGCUGGGAUUCUGCCAUGUCUUAAUGCCCGAGGACCAGUACCCAAAAGGCUUUGCCUUUGAUGCAGAUGAUGUGAAUUUCCAGACAGACAAUCUUUGCUUUGUGGGACUGAUGUCAAUGAUUGACCCGCCCCGCGCUGCCGUGCCCGAUGCUGUGGGAAAGUGCCGUUCUGCGGGAAUCAAGGUCAUCAUGGUGACAGGAGAUCACCCCAUCACUGCCAAGGCCAUCGCCAAGGGUGUGGGCAUCAUCUCAGAGGGUAAUGAGACUGUGGAAGACAUCGCUGCCCGUCUCAACAUCCCCGUCAGUCAGGUCAAUCCCAGGGAUGCCAAAGCUUGUGUGAUUCAUGGAACAGAUCUGAAGGACUAUUCUCAGGAGCAAAUAGAUGAUGUUCUGCGGAACCACACUGAGAUUGUGUUUGCCAGGACGUCUCCUCAACAAAAACUCAUCAUUGUAGAGGGUUGCCAGCGACAGGGGGCCAUUGUGGCUGUAACAGGCGAUGGUGUGAAUGAUUCUCCAGCCCUGAAAAAGGCUGAUAUUGGUGUCGCUAUGGGCAUUUCAGGGUCUGAUGUGUCUAAACAGGCCGCUGACAUGAUUCUGCUAGAUGACAACUUUGCCUCAAUUGUUACUGGAGUAGAAGAAGGCCGACUCAUCUUUGAUAAUUUGAAGAAAUCCAUUGCGUACACCCUGACCAGUAACAUCCCUGAGAUCACCCCCUUCCUUUUCUUCAUUAUCGUCAAUAUCCCUCUGCCACUGGGCACCAUCACCAUCCUCUGUAUCGACCUGGGAACUGACAUGGUACCUGCUAUUUCUCUAGCUUAUGAGGCUGCUGAGAGUGACAUCAUGAAGAGGCAGCCCAGGAACCCUCAGAGAGACAAACUUGUAAAUGAGCGUCUCAUCAGCAUUGCUUACGGACAAAUUGGUAUGAUCCAGGCUUUGGGUGGUUUCUUCAGCUACUUUGUGAUUUUGGCUGAGAAUGGCUUCCUGCCCUCAUUGCUGGUGGGUAUCAGGCUCAACUGGGACGACCGCUCACUAAAUGACCUGGAGGACAGUUACGGACAGCAGUGGACAUACGAGCAGAGGAAGAUUGUUGAGUUCACAUGUCACACAGCGUUCUUUGUCAGUAUUGUGGUUGUACAAUGGGCUGAUGUCAUCAUCUGCAAGACCAGACGCAACUCAGUAUUCCAGCAGGGCAUGAAGAAUAAGAUACUGAUCUUUGGGCUGUUUGAAGAAACAGCUCUCGCUGCAUUCCUCUCAUACUGCCCGGGCAUGGAUGUGGCCCUCAGGAUGUACCCGCUCAAGCCGAGCUGGUGGUUCUGUGCUUUCCCAUACAGUUUCUUAAUCUUUGUGUAUGACGAGGUGCGAAAGCUGCUCCUGCGCCGGAACCCCGGAGGAUGGGUGGAAAGGGAGACAUACUAUUGAUCAACAAAUCUUCUUUACUCACAUUCCUACAUCUUCCAUUUUGUUCUACUACUUCUUCUCCCAACCAAGACGCACAACCAUCCUCUCCCGCCCUCCUUUCAAAGAGACAGCAGCUUCAAGCCAGUAGCACGUCUCCCCCCCCCAAAGAGGAAACCACAAAGCACCUUCCAGACUCUCGACCCCCCAUUUCCUAUAAUACUCUUUGCAUGUAUUUUCACACGGCUGUGUACAUAAAGUCUACUAUAUAACUAAAAAUGGCAGCUGCAUAAUCAUUAUGUAGAUUCGAAAGGAGCUUUUGAUGCUAAAAAGGGAGUAUGUACGCUCGCCUAUUAAAAAGGCCGUCCCUCCUCCAACCCUUUACAUCCAUGCCUUUUCCCUCGACCUGUCCUCCAGUCACACACGGAUACACAGAUCACACAAAACCUUGUUGGAUCCCAAUGCACACACUAGACUCCAUUUAACAUAGUAACUUUCACUAUUUUGUUAAUACUUUUGCUUCUUAGGACAUUUCAUGUUCUUUAAUCUCUAACAAAGGUGGUUCGGUGGCUUUUUGAAUUUUUAUGUCUAUUUUUUAUUUUCUACUUUAGUUUGAUUGACGUUAGCAUCCUCUCUCUCUCUCUCUCUCUCAUUGAUGUUCGCUCUUUGUCUUUGUUUGUGUGCUUGUUUGACCGCUACAAUAACCCCAAAUGUUUCAAUACACUCUCGAACUCUGUGUUUUAGGGAAAAUGUAAACAAUACCACAAUUGAUUAAGCAAAUGAAGACAAAUCUUGGAAGAUAGAAACACUGAAAAACAGAAAAAUUAUUCUCUUGUGUGUUUUAACUCAUAUGACUGUAACACACAGGAAGCAAGUCAGAUUCCUAUCAGGUUUUGCACAGAAAACUAGUAUGAUGUUGAACAGCAUCUCUGGAAUAAAAUCCACUGCCGUCACGGACCUAAACACACCAGGUUUUAUUGUUUCCCAGUUAAAUUUGCUGUACAUUAACUGGUGAAGGUAGAUUUCAGUUUAUCUGUCAUAUCAACUUAAACCAUUUGUUCUCCGAAUAUACCUCACUUGAGAAACAAAUUUACUCUAAACUUAAAACUUUAUUGUCUAAAUCAUUUCUGGACCAAUCAAUUGAGCCUGGUGUGUGCGGGUUCCACCGCUGGUUUAUCAGGAGAUGCCAUCUGUAUGAAGCAGUAUUGUGGUCUGUAUGUGCGUGAGUGUCUGCGCGUGUGUGUGUGUAUGUGUGUGUGUGUGUGUGAUGAGGGACAACGAGUGUGCUGCUGCAGUCGGCCAUUGGCUGUUCAUAUGACAGACGUGUGGAUGUUGAGACUAAAGACAGAAAGACAAAACUACUGGUAGAAUCAUGUAUAUGAAAGGUCAAAUCCAAUAAAACAUCUAGUACAUUUAAUACUA